Molecule: messenger RNA, 285 nt
Organism: Arvicola amphibius (Eurasian water vole)
Lineage: Eukaryota; Metazoa; Chordata; Mammalia; Rodentia; Cricetidae
Product: mitochondrial import inner membrane translocase subunit Tim8 B-like
Exons: 1
Coding region: 1-285 (94 amino acids)
Source: RefSeq, a predicted model, not a curated record
AUGGCGGAGCUUGGUGAAGCAGACAAAGCCGAGUUACAGCGCCUGGUGGCAGCGGAGCAGCAGAAGGCGCAGUUCACUGCGCAGGUGCAUCACUUAAUGGAACUAUGUUGGGAUAAGUGUGUUGAGAAUCCAGGAAAUCGGCUAGACUACAGCACUGAAAACGGCCUCUGCAGCUGUGUGGACCGCUUCAUUGACACUACUCUUGCUAUCACCGGUCCGUUUGCUCAGAUUGUACAGAAAGGCCCUAUCUCAGGACGAUGGAAGACCCAAAAGACUUGUUACUAA